CGCGGGGCUUGCCGGGACCGGGGAGAGAGGUGUCCCGCCUACCUCGCUCUGCUGCCGGGCUAGCUCCGCGUCCGGCGCCUCCUGCUCUCGCUGGUAGCUGUACUCGGGAGGCACGGCACCUGCCCCGGCAUCUGCAUCCGCCCCGGCGCCGCCUCCGCCGCGGGGGCUCCGCGAGGCUGCGCGGGCGCUGCGGUCGGUGCCGGUGGGGCCGGGCUGCCGCUCCGCCCGGCGAUGAGGGGCACGGACUGGUGCCGGGGCUCGGCGGGGGCCGACGUGCUGCUGGCCACCUCCGGCGACGAGCAGCACCCCGCGGCGAGCGUGGCCGAUGGGCGUUCAGAAACUUUUUGGAUGACAACAGGGAUGUUCCCACAGGAAUUCAUUGUUGGUUUUCCCAAAUGCAUCAAAAUCAGCAAAGUCACAAUCCAGUGUUAUUUGGUGCGGACCUUAAGGAUUGAAAGAAGUGUAUCGAAAGACCCAGUAGAUUUUGAACAGUGCGUUGAAAAAGAUUUGCAACACACGGAAGGACAAGUUCAAAUGGAGGAGUUUCCGCUUCCUGAUCUCCAAGCCACUUACUUGCGUUUCAUCAUCAAAUCUGCCUUUGACCACUUUGUGGCGGUGCACCAGGUGACAGCAGAGGGCACAGCAGAAAACACUUAAAUCCAGCUUAAAUUUGUACCUGUUUUUUAUAUAUAUAUAUAUAUAUAUAUAUAUAAAGAAGUUAUCUUUUGAUACCUGUAGCACAUAGAAUAUUUAUUAUUAAAACCUUGU
This is a messenger RNA of Cuculus canorus (common cuckoo), 768 nucleotides long. RefSeq names its product intraflagellar transport 25 (gene IFT25). NCBI's taxonomy places the organism in Eukaryota, Metazoa, Chordata, Aves, Cuculiformes, Cuculidae. Gene Ontology annotation, biological process: intraciliary transport. The record is from RefSeq and is a predicted model, not a curated record. Bases 232 to 657 code for a protein of 141 amino acids. Gene Ontology annotation, cellular component: cilium; intraciliary transport particle B; centrosome. The transcript has 5 exons.